AUGGUCCGCAAAGAUCCCAUCUUCGAAGCCCGCACCAAUGUCAAGCUCCAUUCCAAUCGUCUAAAGAAAGAAGCCGCACGGGCCGAGGCAACCUUCAAAUCUGAAAAGGCCAAAGCCGACAAGGCGAUGAAAAACCGCGAGUUCCAAAUCGCACGAAUCCACGCGGCCUCAGCAGUGCGCGAGAAACGCCGCCAGGUGACCCUCAAAUCAGAAGCCGCCCGAGCCGACGUAAUCAUCAACGAGCUCAAAGCCGCGCAGAGCACGCGCGACACAUCCCGGACACUGGCGCUCGCUUCGCGGGGUCUGGACGCAGCCUCGAAGAGUGUCAACCUGGAGCACCUGGUAUCGCACGCGAACAACUUCCUCGCCCGGUCCGAAGACUUUAAGAUUGCGAGCAGUGCGAUCGAGGACGUUGCGCAGGGAGUCUCGAUGCAGGAGUACGGUGCGGAGGGAGAAUCGGAGGUGGAUCGGAUGAUGGAGCAGUUGGCAGACGAUGCGGGAGUUGAUAUGCGCAUGGCGCUGGAGUCUGGCAAGGCACCCGAGGAGAUCCAGCAGCAGGCUGAGCCCGUCAAGCCGGAUGCGGAGGCUGAGGACGGGCUUGGUGCGAGAUUGCGGGCGUUACGGGCUGCCAACUGA
Molecule: messenger RNA, 636 nt
Organism: Penicillium cinerascens
Lineage: Eukaryota; Fungi; Ascomycota; Eurotiomycetes; Eurotiales; Aspergillaceae
Product: putative SNF7 family protein Fti1/Did2
Exons: 2
Coding region: 1-636 (211 amino acids)
Biological process (GO): late endosome to vacuole transport; protein transport; endosome transport via multivesicular body sorting pathway
Cellular component (GO): ESCRT III complex; multivesicular body
Source: RefSeq, a predicted model, not a curated record